This is a messenger RNA of Diorhabda carinulata, 768 nucleotides long. RefSeq lists its product as uncharacterized. The record is from RefSeq and is a predicted model, not a curated record. Bases 1 to 768 code for a protein of 255 amino acids. NCBI's taxonomy places the organism in Eukaryota, Metazoa, Arthropoda, Insecta, Coleoptera, Chrysomelidae. The transcript has 2 exons.
AUGAAGAAACAACAAUUAUUUCCAAUAAUUUUCUUAAUUUCGAAAAACGUAUUCGGUUUCGAUAAAUUCGAUUUGUACAAUUAUCCCGAUCCGAGGUUCCUGAAUUCGCAUUAUCAAUUCAAAGGUCUCGGUUUGUUUCGACCCCAUUUGAAUAUCAAAGAGGGUAACGAAAAUUUCAAAGAAAAUAAUUAUUUUGGAGGUAAUUUCGGCGGUUUUAACGACGAAGAAAAUUUGAAAAAUUCGAAAGGCGAAUCAGUUUCUAUAUUGAACGAAGAUGGUAACAAAAACCAACACGUAGACGAAAAGGAUUAUUUCGAAGGACAUCAUUUUAAUAAAAAAGAAAAAUCUGGGGACGAACAAUCAGCUAUACACGGUCAUCGUAGGGGUCACAAAAUCAGAGGGUUUUCGAAAUCGCAUCAUAACGAUGAAUCCGGGAAAACGGAAGAAUAUUACGAUGAAGCACACGACGAAGCGGAUAAUGAAGAAUUCGUAGGAAGAUCGGGGGGAUUUGGGGAAUCGGGAUCGUCGCGGUACCAAGGAGGUUAUUUGGAUAAAGGAUCGGUUACCGAAGAAAAGAAAAAAAUCGCCGACAUCGAUAAAGGUACCAAGUCGAAACAAAUUAGUAAAGAAGAAGAACAUUUUGGGGAAAAUAGAUUCAAUGGAGAUGGAGAAUCGUUCGGGGAACAUAAACUUUUGAAUAAUGGAGAUCUAGGGGAGUAUAGCGGAUCUAGUACGUUUUGGAAACAUCAUCCAGGUUCUAAUUUAUAA